ACAAAUACCAGCUGAGGCUCCUGGAGCUGUGGGCUGCAGGCUGCGGGCGGACGGUUGGCGCCCUAGGAGAGGGACGGGCCUCUGAACUAUGGCUCUCCCUCGGCCAAGAGGCGAUAUUACCUUCUCCCCAGCAACAGUAAGGGAACAUCCUGUUUUUCCUGCAGUCAGCACAACACCCAGUCCCCUCCCAGACCCGAAGACUCUCCAUAAACGUAAGAUCUUUCAACACCGAAAAACCCCGCCACUUCAUUUUUCCGUGGGUGGCCGUCUGUCUUCAUGGCCUGCAUAUGCCAGUGCACAAGCUAUCUUACAGAACCGCAAACCCUGCUCAACCACCGACAAAACGGGGGCCAGAGACAAGCCCGCUCUCACCGUCGCAAAGCCCCGAUACCUGGAACAGCUAGAAGAUUACCUGAGAAAAGAGUUGCUUCUUCUGGACAUGACCAAGGACAAUGCUGAGGAGCUCAAACUCCAGCCUUACAGAGAGAUCUUUGAAUUCUUUAUAGAGGACUUCAAAACCUACAAACCCUUGUUGUCUUCCAUAAAGAAUGCAUAUGAAGUCGCGCUGGCUCACUUUAGGGAGAAGAUUAGGUCUCUGGAGCCACUGAAAGCCAUGCUAGUCACUGUUUCUGAAGACUGCAAUGAAAAAAUCCUGGCUAUCAGGGCAGAAGAGAGAUAUGAAAUCAAAAUGUUAAAGAAAGAGAAACUUAAUUUAUUAAAGCUCAUUGACAAAAAGAAUGAAGAGAAAAUCUCUCUGCAGACUCAGGUGACCAACCUACGAAAAAACUUGGCAGAGGAAUAUCUUCAUUUCCUUAAUGAACGAGAUGCCCGAAAGAUUCUUAUUGCAGAUCUUAAUGAACUUCGAUAUCAGAGAGAAGACAUGUCUCUUGCCCAGUCUCCAGAUGUGAGCAGAGAAGAUCCUGUAAAGUUAAACCUCGCUUUAAAGAUGUGUCGUCAAGACCUCACCAGAACUCAGAAGGAACUGAAUACGAUGAAGGCAAAUUUUGGGGAUGUUGUCCCCAGAAGGGACUUUGAAAUGCAGGAGAAAAAAAACAAGGCAUUAUUGGAAAUGACGGAGAUUUUAAAAACUGACUAUGAAGAGAUACGAAAAGAGUAUGACACACUGCUACAGAUUCAUAUGACGAUUGUCAAAGAUAGGGAUGAAUUCUACACUGAGUUGCAGGAGAUACAACGAACAUCCACUCCCAGGCCUAAUUGGACUAAGUGUGAAGGUGUGAUAUCAGGGGGACAAGAACGCUGGCGCUUUUUGUCUCAAGGGAAAAGCAGCGACCAGCUUGUUGAUGUGCUGCUAGAAGAGAUUGGUGCAGGACUUCUCCGAGAAAGAGAAACCUUUCAGGGCCUGGGCAUUACUGAAGACAUACCCGAGUUCCUUCGGACUGAAGGGUUCAUCCGAAACAAAAAGCUAAGCAAAAAGGAAGUGGUGGACAUCAUCAAAGAUAUCUGGAAAGAGCGGAUGGCUGAAGAACAGAAAGAGAAAACUACCACCUUGGGCCAGUUUUUCCUCAGCUACCUGCAAAAACGCUUUGGGGAGGCCUCUGCCAUGGACUGGUCCUACACCAUUUUUGAAAACAUCAGACUCUUUCACUCCAAUGAGGUCAUGAAACUGUUUCAUGAUAUCUUGACAGGACUGGCAAAAGAAAAUGUAUUCCUUGACCAGAAAGAGCUCGAAUCUUAUCUGCUGAAGGAGUUGACUACGGCUGACAGCCAGAAUGAAGGAAGCCUCACCCUAGAUCAGUUCAGCACAGUGCUCAAGACCGCCUUUCCCCUCAAGACAGAGGAACAGAUUCAGGAGUUGUUGGAUGUGGCCAAGGACCCAUUAGAGGAGCUUGAUAUCAUUUACUACCGAAUCUUGUUUGCUGAGGAUGAAAUGGGUGUUUCAGGGCCCUUUGUCCAUAAACUGUGGAGUCAGGCCCAAAAUGAGAAGCAGGCCUAUCUACAGGAGUUGGAGACAGAACUAGGAGCUAACAAGUUGGCCGAGAUAACCCCAGGACAGCUGCGCCAGGCCCUGAUUUCCAUUGACCCCUCUCUGGAUGAGCAAACCCUGGACUACUACGUGAGCCAGGCCUUCAACACCCCUAUAGCAGAACUGGAUGCAAACACCCUCGAGGAAGAAGAGGUCCUGCUAGCCCACUUACAAACUGGAACUUUCAAGAGGAUGGGCCCUCGAGAGCUUGAGCCUAGUUCCUAGACUGUCUUCUAGCCAACCAAAUGAAAACUCCCACCCUUGUCCAAGGAAAGAGGGACAGAGGUCAAAAGCCACUCCAAACCACAGCCUUCUUCCCUUCCUCCACCCCCAUUACAAGAGCAAAGAUUCUUUAAUUUUGAAAACAAA
Antechinus flavipes (yellow-footed antechinus) is the source of this 2353-nucleotide messenger RNA. It is a transcript of the gene TSNAXIP1, whose product is annotated as translin associated factor X interacting protein 1. Bases 89 to 2209 code for a protein of 706 amino acids. Lineage: Eukaryota; Metazoa; Chordata; Mammalia; Dasyuromorphia; Dasyuridae. The transcript has 16 exons. The record is from RefSeq and is a predicted model, not a curated record. Gene Ontology annotation, cellular component: cytoplasm.